Molecule: messenger RNA, 1182 nt
Organism: Lodderomyces jiufengensis
Lineage: Eukaryota; Fungi; Ascomycota; Pichiomycetes; Serinales; Debaryomycetaceae
Exons: 1
Coding region: 1-1182 (393 amino acids)
Source: RefSeq, a predicted model, not a curated record
AUGUACAAAUCCAAAAAACAACAAAGAAAAUCUUUAACAUUACAUGAUAUAUUCAAUGAUGAUAAUUCAAAACUUAAAGAUAAACCACCUAGAUUUCAAGCUACUUCAACUCCCAUAGGUUUUGAAAAGUCGCCUAAAAAAUAUAUUAUUAAGAAGAAGUCUAAGAAACAAGUUAAAACAUUACCUGACAUUACAAAUUUACCUUUUGCUUCACCUGAAAGUAAACCAUCUAAGCCACAAAGCAAAAAGCCGAAGGUGGUAACCAAAGGUCCAAUACCUGGUUUUAAUAAUUUACUUGAUUCAAUAGUUAAAUCAAAAAUUGUACCUUCGAAAAUUUUACAACCAAUUCAACCAAAACCUAAAGAAUCAAGAAUUUACAACAUCAAUUCUCCAUUUAAACAUCAAAGAAAAGUUGGAACUCCUGAUUUAGGUCAUCACAACAGUUUUGUUUCAAAUCUAAGAUCAAAAAAUAUAUCUACUCCAUACUAUCAUCAAAGAAAUAAAACUUUUGCAGCCAUUGAUUAUACUCCAACAAGACCAAUUAUUAAUUUUAAUACUAGAAAUUCUUUAUCAACUAUAUCGGAAAAACAUUCAAUCAACUACAUUAUGAAUGAAUCAAAUGAUGAGUUCCCUCAAUUUUAUGAAGAACCUCCGGAAUUGGGUCGUAAUGCAAAUCCAGUAUCGCACGAACAACCACAAAUUGAAUUUGGUUAUGAUUUUGAAUAUGGUAACGAAGAUUCUUUUCAACAACAAGAGGAUAAGCACGAAGAAUCCUUUCACAUGAAAGAAGAAUCGGAUGAUACAGCUCUUACUACAAGUACAACAAACACAACUAAACUGUUGUUAGAAUUGGGUGGUUAUUAUUAUUCAGAAGAUGAAAUAGAUAACAACAAAUUGCAAAUUAACAUAAAACAAGAACAUCAGCCACAAUCAAAAAAUAAACACAAGGUCAAAAAAAAACCCAAGGAACAAUUAUUCAUAGAUGAAAGUGGUAGUGAUACGGAAAUCAAUGAUGAUAAUGAUAAUGACAACGAUUACGAGACUGAAAAUGAAAGUGAAAAAAUUAGAGGGAAACAAUAUUUGAAUGUCGUUUUAAUUGAAAGAAGUAAUUCAAAUUCAACUAAACUAAUGAUUUAUGAUUCAAUGGAUUUAUUAAAAUGUGAAGAAAGUAUAAUCAAGUAG